GUAAACCACUCUUUCUUUAUUAAUUCGAUACCACUCAUUUGUUGUUGUUGUUGUUGUUGCGCUGUUCGUGUUCGGUCGCUGAGUCUAAGCUCUGUAUUUUCCCUCUUCUUUUCACCAUUAGUAUUUAGUAAAUUCAUCUGUCUCGUGACGCGGAUCGCUGCAGUUUCUCAUCGGUACUGCUGAGCACGUACCACUCCGUUGUAGAGCAUCGAUACAUACACACGCACAAAGAAGAAAAAACUCAUCUUACGCAAGUAGAACUGUUUUACUGUGUUCGCUGAUUUCCUUUUCUUUUUUAUGAUUGUACGUGUGUGCGUGUCUUGUGCGCAGGCCUCUUUCUUUCCUCGCAGCGUUGUGACUGACAUUUCCCGUUCCUUUUCCUUUGCCUCCCCUCCCUCUCAAAAGAACAAACAAAAAAACCUUUUUGUGUUUCAGCGACGUAAGUAUUUAGAAAGGCAUUGGAGUUCGUUUCUCUUUUCUGGUUUGUUGGUUUGUUUGUGUCGCAAGUAGAAGUCGUUGUAGAGCUCCCCUUUUCAUUCACACACACACACACACAUCUAGCGAGGGAUCUUAUAGGUUUUCUCUUUCCUUUGACUUCACUUGUUCGUUUGCUAGUUUGUUGUCGUUCCAACUCGCGUCUUCUGUUUUAUUUAAUUACUAUUACCCGCCCUUGUUUUUUCUCCUUGUUUUUUUUUUUCGUUGACAACAGUGUAGGGCACAUGUUUCUUCUAUUUUUUGCCGUUGUUGUUACUUAGUUCUUUUAAAACAGCACGUAAUUAAAGUGUCGCGUUGACACCGCACUCAGCAGGUGUCCUUGUCGUUGUCGUCUCGUGGUAUUACUGAUUUUUUAUUAUUUUUUUUAUAGCUCUUCGUUCUACAUCUCAUGCGUAACCACAACAGCCUGCACCUUCUUCUCCAACACUAGGUCAUUGCAUCCUGUUGUUAUUAUUAUUGUAGUGUGGAAGCUCGCAUCCGUACAUUCACAUAUCUGCGCUUUCUUGUAUUGGUUCCUCUCAUUGUUUUUAUUAAUCUUAUUGUCCUUAUUGCGGUGUUGUCGUCCUUCGCUUGUUUGCUCUGAUACACCGCACAAGGGGAAGUCGAGAACCAUGUCGCAUCCGAUUGUGCGUGCCAUGACGAACCUCGGCGGUCUGCCGAGCUACUUCCUCGGCGACGUUGCCGAGUGGAUCUUCACGGACUACUUUGAUGUUAUGGUGUACUUCGAGGUGCUCUACGUCCUGAUGGUCUUCCUCGGUCCGAAGGCGAUGGAGAACCGUGAGCCAUACCAGCUGAAGGCUCUCGUCGCGGUGUGGAACCUCUUUCUCUCGCUCUUCUCCUUCUGUGGCACCGUGGGUGUCGGGACGCUGUUGAUCUUCUUGCUGCAAGACCGUGGUAUGUACGAGACGACGUGCUGGUUUGACAAGAACUACGUGUACGACGGCGAGCUCUCCUUCUGGCUGAUGGCCUUCCUGCUAAGCAAGAUCCCUGAGAUGGUCGACACCCUCUUUCUCGUCCUCACCAAGAAGCCGAUCAUCUUUCUGCACUGGUACCACCACCUCACCGUAGCGGUCUUCUGCUGGUACGCCGGUCUGUCUCUGAUUCCGAGUGGGUUGUGGUUCGCCGGCAUGAACUACGCCGUGCACUCCAUCAUGUACUUGUACUACUUCCUCUGCUCUCUCGGUUUGCGGAGGUUUAUUCGGCCCGUCGCGCCUCUCAUCACCGGGGCGCAGCUGCUGCAGAUGGUGAUCGGCACGGCCGUCGUGCUCUACACCUUCUAUUACAGCUACUUCACAGAGGAGGGCUGCGGGGUGGACCGCCGCACGAUUCGCAUGGGGCUUGGCAUGUACGGCAGCUACUUUGCGCUCUUUGCGACUCUGUUUAUUCACCUCUACAUGAGUAAGGGUGCAGCGAGGAAGAAGGCUGCCGCCGCAGCUAUUGGGGAGGCGGGAAGGCGGAACGGCUCCGCCAAGGCGGUGAGCAACGGCCAUGGUGAAGACAAGAAGAAGAAGUAAAAGUAGAACACAUAGAGAGAGAGGUUAUAUACUCUAGUUGUGGGGAAGAGAGACGGAGAUGGAAUGUGGUGGUGGCGCAACGGGCGGCAACACGAACGCAAGGACGCAGGUGGAGCGCUGAUGAUGCUUUCUCGUUAUCACGAUCAAAGCUUUCUCGCUGUUUUGUUGUUGUUGUCUUUUGCGGAGCGGAUCUGAUUUGAUCCCCCUUCUCAAGGCGGCACCGCAUUUUUCUUUUCCGAUCAUCCCAUCAUACAAAGACUUGUUGCUGUCCUUCAGUCCUCGCUGUCGACCUUUGUUGGGGUUGCGGAAGAAGAGGGAAGAGAAGCCCCUCUACUGGGGCGGCUGUCAAACUCGUUGUGGUUGUUGUUUGUUGAUCUCUUCCUUGUCAUGGGGGGAGGAGCGCUCUAUACGGAUGGUCCUGUCAGCGUACAGAUCGUGGGCGUUGUUGGUUUCUUUGUCGUUGUCGCGGGACACGGCUGUUUCGUUUGUAUCGUAGUAUCUCCAUGAAGGUCGCCUCUUUUUUUCUUCUUCUUCCCUCCCACCAUUUCGGUAACAUAAGCUUUCCUCUUCUUAAAGUAACAGCAGAUGAAAGAAACAAAAGAAAAUCAGUAAUUCACGUGGAUGACUCUGACGAGUGAUGGAGGCCUAUUAAAGGUGUUUGGC
Leptomonas pyrrhocoris is the source of this 2672-nucleotide messenger RNA. RefSeq names its product putative mitochondrial fatty acid elongase. Gene Ontology annotation, cellular component: endoplasmic reticulum membrane. Gene Ontology annotation, molecular function: fatty acid elongase activity. The transcript has a single exon. The coding region runs from base 1107 to 2009 and encodes 300 amino acids. The record is from RefSeq and is a predicted model, not a curated record. Gene Ontology annotation, biological process: sphingolipid biosynthetic process; fatty acid elongation, monounsaturated fatty acid; fatty acid elongation, polyunsaturated fatty acid. Lineage: Eukaryota; Euglenozoa; Kinetoplastea; Trypanosomatida; Trypanosomatidae.